AUGGCGACUUGGGGCUCAAGCUGGUCUCGACACCAGGGGGCGUGGUUGGCUCUGUUUCCAGCCUCGGGUCUCCUCAACUCGACUGGCAUCUUCCAAGCAUGGCUCCUCGUCAACCAGCUUGACGACUAUUCAGAGCCUCAAAUCGCAUGGAUAUUCAGCACAUUCGCUUUUCUUUUCUUCUUUGGGGGCAUUCAGGCGGGUCCAAUAUUUGAUCGGUAUGGUCUCAAAUACUUGUUCCCUACUGGACCAUGUGGCUUGGUGGUCUCGCUGGUAUGGACGAAUUUCUGGUCUCUCCUACCUGGUGGUAUCGGAGGCCUUUGCUAUACCCUUGCAUUUUCGCGUCUCUCACAUCAAAUCGGAUUUCCCUGGACAAUGCGAUGCUUUGCGCUCAUUACCUUGUUGUGUUUCCUAGCCAGUCUGCCCUUACUCAAGACACGGCUCCCAGCAAAUACAACCUCGCGGGUUGUUCUCGACUGGAAGGGUUUUGAAGACACUAGGUUCACACUUACAAUGAUGGCAAUAUUUAUUUUGGAUUGGGCUGUUUUGGUGCCUCCAGCAUACAUCACCACAUACGCCUCUUUCUAUGAACACAAUGACCUCUCUCCCAACAAACUAGCAAUUCUCAACUCGGCAUCUACCUUGGGACGUUGUCUACCUGGGUUUGUUGCCGAUAGGCUCGGUCGAUUCAACGUUAUGAUCAUUUGCGCGACUCUCUCCAAUUUAUCAAUCUUUUGUUUAUGGCUUCAAGCGAGAUCUAGCGCUGCCGUUGUCGUUUCCUUCGCUGUAGCCUAUGACUUUUUCAGCGGCACCGCUUUCAGCUUGACGCCAGUAUGUGUAGCUCAGCUCUGCAAAACAGAGGAAUAUGCCACAACGUAUGGCACGGCCUAUGGCGUGGUGAGCUUUGCCACAUUGGCUGGAGUUCCCAUCUCAGGGUUCAUCUUAGGCACAAGUGACGGCAACCACUACACCGCCUUGGUUCUGUUCUGUGGCACAGCGUAUGCAGUCUCGUCUCUUCUUUUUAUUUUUGCGAAGGGGACUAGUCAGCAUUGGAGGCUCUUGUCUAUAUCCUAG
Molecule: messenger RNA, 1071 nt
Organism: Fusarium oxysporum Fo47
Lineage: Eukaryota; Fungi; Ascomycota; Sordariomycetes; Hypocreales; Nectriaceae
Product: MFS monocarboxylate transporter-like protein
Exons: 4
Coding region: 1-1071 (356 amino acids)
Biological process (GO): transmembrane transport
Cellular component (GO): fungal-type vacuole membrane
Molecular function (GO): transmembrane transporter activity
Source: RefSeq, a predicted model, not a curated record